Molecule: messenger RNA, 926 nt
Organism: Magallana angulata
Lineage: Eukaryota; Metazoa; Mollusca; Bivalvia; Ostreida; Ostreidae
Product: universal stress protein MSMEG_3950/MSMEI_3859-like
Exons: 4
Coding region: 151-588 (145 amino acids)
Source: RefSeq, a predicted model, not a curated record
AUACACGGAAGUCUGUUGUGAUUUUGUUUGUUUCAUUGUAAUACUGAAUUCAAAGCAGCCAUGUUUUGCGUUGCGCGCGUUUGAUAUCGCACUGAAUUUACCACACCCAUAGUCUUCUCGAUCAACAAUUACACCCGGAAGUUCCUCAAAAUGGCUUUGGUUGUGGUUGCCAUCGAUGAGAGUAAAUUUGCCCAGUACGCAUUUAAAUUUUACGCCGAGCACCUCCACAAGCCGUCCUACCGAGUAAUACUGUACCACGCACUGGAGAAUCUGUUCGCCAAAGACAUCAGUGCAGCCCGACUAGCAGAAUAUAACAGUAAAUGUGAAAAGAAAACUGCUGCCUUAACAGAGCUGUACACAAAGCUUGCUGAGGAUAGGCAGAUAGAGGUGGAGAUUCGCGUGGAGAAGGUGGGAGUGAGACCGGAGCACGCCAUCUCCGACUUCAUCACCCAGGAAAAGCCAAAGUUCGUGGUGACGGGGACCCGGGGGGUGGGCGUGGUCCGCCGGACGAUACUAGGCAGCACCAGCGACUUCAUCCUCCACCACGCCAACUGUCCCGUUGUCAUCUGUACGAUGGAGGAUCCCUGAGGCACUGUGUGGUACCACAUGGCGCUACAGAAUGACAUCUUUAAUACUAAAAGAAUCCAUUUACAAAUGUACAGUCAUGUACUGUGUAAAAUAACGUAAUUGUGUACUAGACAUUCGGUGUGUGCCAUUAAUUAAGUAGAUUUGAAUGUGGUAUUCCAUUGUAACAUAUAAAUUCAUUCCAUCAUAUACAUUGUAGGUGUGCAUGUAUAUACAGAGUAUAUUGCAAUGUAAUUGAAGUUUUUGAAUGAUAUUUUGACCUACAUGUAAUGUGUAUAUGUGUACUAUAAGUACAGAGCCAUUUUAAAGACUUCGUCUGGUAAAUAAAAAGGAUAAAUGUG